Messenger RNA from Phascolarctos cinereus (koala), 5084 nucleotides. It is a transcript of the gene IER5, whose product is annotated as immediate early response 5. The record is from RefSeq and is a predicted model, not a curated record. NCBI's taxonomy places the organism in Eukaryota, Metazoa, Chordata, Mammalia, Diprotodontia, Phascolarctidae.
CAUUCUGUUGCUUGGACUUACUCAUUUCAGGAAUACCAUACAAUACUCAUUUUUAACUAUUUAGAAAAGUGCUCCUUUAUUGAGCAGCACAUUCUUCUUCGAAGAUGAUGAAGGAAGGGCAGAUAUCCAAUCGAAAGAAGCAAUCUAUGGCACCUUUACAAAGUAACUCAAAGUAGGAAACAGCUCAGACAUAACUGUUUAUAGAUAGUUUAAAGGGGGAAGUGGAGACUGAAGAAAAUGCAUGAGUAGUUUAAGAAAGGAAGGAGUUUUGGGUCCUCCUAGAAACCUUGAGCUCACUCUGCUUUAUAAAUACUGUUGGAAGGUAAGGAAUCCUUCAGUAGCAGAGCAGUCAACAGGGAAAAGAGGUUAAAAAUUUGGAAAGAUGUGGGUAGCAAUGGAAAAAGUGAUUCAGAAAAGGUGGGUGGGGUGGAGAGGAUAAAAGAUAAAAAAGCUGUCAGUUUAUUUCCUCUUAAAGCUAUUUCUUUCCCACAACCCUUGCUUUCUUGUUUGUCAGUUUAAAAAAAAUUGGGUCUAUAAGGUUAGUUUUCCUCAGAAGGGAAGAAAUAAUUAUUUUUAAAUAGUAUUAAUUUUUCUUCAAAGAUUCUCAAACCAACAUACUUAGAACUGAAACUGACCUUUAUAGUCAUGUUGUUCAAGUCUUCUCCCCAAGCCCCCCUUAAUUUUAUAGAUGAGGAAACAGAUCCAAAGAAAGAAAUGAUUAGCCACCAGUCUCACCGCUGUUGAGUCAGGACUCAAACCCAGCGCCUGGGACAUCAAAUUUAACAUUCUUCCUGUCCCCAUUUUGUCUGAAAGCUCAGACAUCUAUUCAUUUCCCACACAGCAGCACUCAUUUUGUAUUUCCUUCACUUCUCCAAUUUCCUUCUGCCCCUCCUCCUUCCAGCUUUCUUUUGUGUGUUGUCUACCUCCACUAGAUGGUAAACUCCUUGAGGGCAGAUUGUCUUUCUUUUUCAAAGUUUGCAUUGCCAGGAUUUAGCUCAACGCUAGGCACCCAAGUAGUAAUUUAAAUGUUUACUGACUGUUGAAAUGUAAGAACUACCUCAAUUCAAUUCUGGACAUUCAACACUACCUCAGUGUGUAGGGUAUUUAUCCUUGUCUUAUUAAUUUACCACAUCUUAUUAAUAGGAUCCCUGCUUUAGAACUAGUAGAGAUUACCUUGGAGGUAAUCUAAUACAAUCCCUCCAUUUCACAUCUUUACUGUAACCACAAAGAAGAAUCAAAUAAAGAUGUAUCUUGUUUUAUUAAAUAUGGAGAUGUGGAGGCAGAGGAAUUGGGUUUGAAUUCCAGCUCUAUUAUUACCUGUGACCCUUCAAGUGCUAAAUCUUAUGAGCUCUAUGUGUUACUGAAAUGUUUUGUGUAAAGAAAAUCUUAAAAUUAUAUUUUGAAUGCACUUUGAGGAGUUGCUAUUUGAAGAGACUGUGUGAAUAUGCUUUUGGAAUGAAAGUAAUUGCUCCUUAAUUUAAAUGUUUUCUAAGUUUGGAUUUUUUUGUAUUUUGGCUUUUCUUAAAUGAAGGCAUAUCUGUAUCUUGAAAUGACAUUGUAUUUGUCUUUCAAUCAGCUCAAAACACUUAACAUUCACGAACUUACUUAACACUUUCCCUUACCUACAUGUAUGGAAGCUAUUUUAAAAAGCUCCUUUAAAAAAAAAAGUAAAAUUAAGUCGCAGUGAAGUGAUUUGCCUACAGUCACAUACAUUCAAGUCACACUAGAACUUAGCUCUCCUAAGUGAGGACAGUUCUCUAAUACAUACAGCAAUGAUGUCAUUUAAAUGUAGAAUGGGGAAAGAGAUUUACUGUUCAGAGAAUUCUAGGCCUGGCAUAUGACCCCAAAGUAUUUUGGUCUUCUGACACAUCAAAUUGUAAUGACCCACACUAUGAAAACAAGACUUCUCAGCACUAUUAGUGACCCGCCCAAUUCUGAAGUUUUGCUCUGCUUUUUGAAGGACUGCUGUCUCACAAUAUGUGCUACACACCAAGAACUAACAGCCUUGGCAGAAGACAUGACUAGGCGACAGCAAGCUGAUGAAAACUUUGCUGGAGAAAACCAGAGAACUUAUGUUCCCCUGAUUUAUUCGGGGCCACGCAAAAGUCUGUCGGGAUUGACCCAAGUUAGGGACUAGGUACCUAGACAAGAGCGGGAGUCUGGCAGGUUCCGGGCCAAGUAAUAAACACUGUACGGUCGUGUUCCCACGCCUCACACCAGCCCCAAAACUUACUUAGCAAAGUCUCUUAAAAUGGAAUUACUUCUCGAGUAGGCGUGGACGGGGGGUGGGAGGGGGAAAGGGUGGAGUGAGAGGGAAAGGGUGUGUGUCCGAGUACAGUGUGGGGGGAGGGGCGCAGUCAGGAAGCCAAUCCUGACCCUUCCUCUAGAGCUGGACAGGACCUCGGAGGCCUUGGAGCCUGCCCCCUCCUUUACAGACGAGGAAACCGACGUCCGGGGAGGUUUGAGCGACUGCCAAAGAGCCAGAUUUCGAACUCAGACUUCUCAGCCUCCAACGCUCUUUUUACUGGCCCGGGUGGCGAUGUCUCUUUGAAGGACACUUAUACAUUGCCGGGGUUUUUUGGGGGGUGGGGAGUCGGGGUUGCGGCGGCAGGGGAACUACCGUUAGGAGCGCCAGCUUCAACUCUGGGAAUCCAGCUGUGUCCAGUACACACCUGAACACACUCCCAACCACACAAACAACCGAACAAAGGCCUGGGCUGGCGCUGGCUUUCCCCCGCCUCUUCCCAGGACGCCCGAGCUCCCAGAGAGGUGACACCUUGGGGACUUUGCCUUCUCGUUCCCCUCCCCCCUCGAGAGCCGCUUCCUCUUCCACGCUGUUUCCCCCUUUAAGAGAGGGCUCCGCGGGACUAACGUUCGAAUCUGCCCUGUCUCCCGUCCUCGGCCUCUGAUUGGCUCAGAGAGGCGCACGUGGGAGCGCGAGCUCUCCCCGAACCGGUCGGAACGGUCGCUAGUCCCGUCUGAUUGGCUGGCGCGAGAGGGCUAUAUAAAGCCGCCGGGUCGCCCGUCUCCUCUCAGUUAGCGGCGGGACUGGUUGCUAAGCUGCUGUGUUGUCCGUCGUGGUCGUGAGAAAGGGGGUCAGAGCUCGCGUCGCCGUUGUCCUGGUUGUUUGUUCAGUCGGUUUGGGCUGAGGGAGGAGCUGAAGCGUCUCCGCCUCCGGCCCCACACCCUCACCGUUGACGGGACGAGAGGGUAGCCCCCCGUGAAUCAGACUCCUUAGAGCUGCGGAGGCGCCUGAGUGAGGGAGGAUGGAGUUCAAGCUGGAGGCUCACCGGAUCGUCAGCAUCUCGCUGGGCAAGAUCUACAACUCGAGGGUUCAACGCGGCGGCAUCAAACUCCACAAGAACCUGCUGGUGUCCCUGGUGCUACGCAGCGCCCGCCAGGUCUACCUGAGCGACCCUUGCCUGGGCGGCCCUGGGGUGGGGGGACCCCCGCAGCCGCCGCCGGCGCAGGAGCAGCUUCCUGGGGAGCCGGCCCCGGGGUGGGGAGAGCCGCACGCGAGGGACAGCAGCAUGGAGCAGGACCCGGAGCCCGCCGGCGCCGCCCCCGAGCCGCCUGCCCUGCCCCUGGCGCUCGGGAAGCGCUCGCUCGAGGGGUCGCCGCUGCUGAGAGCCGAGGCGGUGCCCGAAGCCCCGAGGCGCCGCGUGGAGGCGGCGGAGAGGGGCGGCGGCGGGGGAGAAGGCGCCCUGGAGGGGCCGCCGCGGGCGCGGCAGUGCUGCUGUCGCCGCCUCUGCUGCUCUCCCCACGGCGCCCCGCGGGCCGACUGCGGCUGCCGCCCGCGUCCAGACGACGGGGCCCCGCCGCCGCCCGUCUGCCCCCGGAAAAGGAGCGCCUCGGGGGCAGGGGGCGGCCCCGCGGGGUGCCUGGCUUCGGGCGGCUCCCCAGUGAAGAAGCCCCGCAGAGACUCAGAGGAGCAGCCGGGCGACGAGGAGGAGAUGGAGACCGGUAACGUGGCCAACCUCAUCACCAUCUUCGGUUCCAGCUUCUCCGGACUCUUGCGCAAAAGCCCCGGGGGCGGCCGGGAGGACGAGGACGGCGAGGAGGAGGAGGAGGAGCCGCAGCGAGGUCCGGAAGCGGCGGAGCCCGGGCCCAUGUACUGCGAUAAGCCGGUGUUAAGAAACCUCAACCCCUGGAGCACUGCCAUCGUGGCCUUCUGAUCGCCCGGGGCCCGGGCGGGGGAGGGGGCGCGGAGGAGGAGACUGACGCGGCGCUGCCCAGCCCCCGCCCCAGCGCGGCCCCGCCCCUGGCCCGACGCGACCCCUCCGGAGCCGGCUGGGCAGCGGGACCUGCCCGGGGGCGAGCCGCGAGCGGGACUCUGCCACCCCCGUCGGGCCCCUCCGGCGCGCGGGGGCUUGUGUUAUAAAGCUGUUUUUUGUAAGUUUAUUGUUGAAGUAAGGCUUUUUUUGUCACAGGGUUUCUUGUCUGGGGCUCGAGACAUUGGGGAAGGCGUGGAGCCGGGACUUUCCUCCGCCGGCGUCGAGAAGGAAGCAGCCCGGCCGGGGGACCGGGGGAGCCCCCUCCUUCCCGGGGGAGGAAGGGACUUUCUACACACUCCUCCCUUCCAGCCCAGCACCUUCCUCUUCGACUUCCUUUCGGGGAGAUGGGCUCAGGCUGGAGCCUGCUCUUCUGCGGCCCCUUCUUCUUAUCCUAGAGCUAAUUCUUGGGGGUGGGAGGGAAAAUUUCUUCUUGACAAACUCCACGGUCUCACCCUUCUCCCUCAGCACCCUCCCACCCCCCCCAUAAGAAAGCUUGAUAAGCUUCUUAGAAGAGAUCAAGCUUAGAAAUACUGAGUUAUAAGGAUAUAUAUAUAUAAAUACAUAUAUAUAUUUUUAAAAGCUCUAGGUCAGAAUUAUUACACAGUGCUUUUAAAAAGUGUUUAAUGAAAAAGUUUACAGAUGCCCUAAUGGAAAGGUCUUAUGGCUUAGUAGAUUUGAUUACUCCCGUCUUUGUUGUAUAAAGGCUGGGGUACUUGUAGAAUUUUUGUACAGUAUUUUCUUCGUGUAUUGACUUUUUUGUAUAAAAUGUAAGUUUACGUGUCUAACACGUAUUAAAUAUUUUGAAGCAAC